AGGGAAGUAAAAUAAAAUGUGCACAAAUCUAGCGUUAUUUCAACCGUUGAGUUAUUGGGGGGAGCAGAAAUCAAUCUUGUAAUGUCUUGGUGUAUAAUAUUUGACGAUAUGGAAUUUUAUAAGCUGUUCAGAUUAAAAGUUACAUCACAUCACGUGUUCGUGCAUCUUUCGAAACGGAUGCAGAAUAAAGACGCUGUUAGAAAGAGACGAGCAUAGUUUUAUCACUUGCCCUCCCAAGAGUAUUAAUGGAAAAAAAUAGCCCCGCCAUCUUGAAUUUGGUAAUGAACAUUUCGUAUGGAAAAUUUUUGGUGAUUGAUUGACUACAAGUUUUUUUUUGGUGUUGUGAUUCCAUUAAUGGAGCCGUAAUUCCAACGUCUGCACAAAACAAGGCAGCAUCGAGUGACGUUCCUCGGCCGAUUAAACCCUCAAAAAGGAGGCCACAUGGAGGCCAUUCUAAACUUCCUGCGAACGUAUUUAAUCGGCAAUCGCUUCACGACAAAAACAUUUCCAGGGCUCGUGCCCCACAUACAGUACCAUAUCUGCCGUUCCAGCUCCAACAUGCUAUUGAAAAUUGAGAACCAACUCCUGCAACGGCAUCGUCAAAGAGAGACAACCGGUAUCAAGAAACUGUAUAAUUCAUUCUUCGUUCUCUUCUAA
This is a messenger RNA of Nymphalis io (European peacock), 657 nucleotides long. RefSeq lists its product as uncharacterized. The transcript is spliced from 3 exons. The record is from RefSeq and is a predicted model, not a curated record. NCBI's taxonomy places the organism in Eukaryota, Metazoa, Arthropoda, Insecta, Lepidoptera, Nymphalidae. Bases 442 to 657 code for a protein of 71 amino acids.